This is a messenger RNA of Fusarium coffeatum, 1956 nucleotides long. RefSeq lists its product as uncharacterized. NCBI's taxonomy places the organism in Eukaryota, Fungi, Ascomycota, Sordariomycetes, Hypocreales, Nectriaceae. The transcript has a single exon. The record is from RefSeq and is a predicted model, not a curated record. The coding region runs from base 1 to 1956 and encodes 651 amino acids.
AUGCAGCUGUCAAAUCGUCUCGUAGCCUUCACGGCUCUGAACCCGUCUCUCAUCUCAAGUGUUCUGGCGUCUCAAACCUGCAGUCAAUUAACCGGUAGAGUUUACACCGACGGCCCUAACGGCAGAAACUUCGAGAUCCUAUGCAACACUUCCACAAUUAAUGGAAAUAUCUUUGCCUAUUACUCUCAGGGAGAUGAGUUUCAGGAUUGCGUGGAUAGAUGCGAUUCUAACAGUAAUUGCAUUGCUGCAUUGUUCUUGGAUGGUAGCAGUGACUGUGCCUUGAUCAACACUUAUCAAGGGACGAGGUCAUUCAAUGGAAAUGACCUAGCCAUCGCUCGACCAGCGCCAGCUCCAACUACGACAUCGGCAGAGCCUUCAUCAGCCGAGCCUACUACCACUGAGGCUGCCACCACUGAGGCUACAUCGAGCGAGGCUCCAACAGCCGAGACCACCUCAGUCGAGACCACAUCAGUCGAGUCUUCCACAAACGAGCCUUUUUCAUCUGAGACCACUUCCGCCGGUGCUACAUCAACAGAGACUACAGCAGCUGAAUCUUCAACGAUUGACUCGUCUAGAAUCCAGUCCUCGGCAACCGAACCUUCGUCAACAGAGCCUUCAUCUACACAUGGAACGUCAUCAGAGACUUCGUCAAUUGUUCAAGACUCCACUAUGGUCUCUACUACAGACUCGUCUUACACCCGUACUGCCACCACCGAGGCUUCAACAGACGACUGCGACGAUGAGACAUCAUCUUAUGAGCCUUCAGCUACUUCCGCUGAUUCCACAUCUACAGGAUCAGCGUCCGACGUGCAGCCCGUUACCUCAUCUACCCAGAGCCUGACUGGCUCCACUUCGGCCCCUGAAUCAUCUGAACCUUCAACCUCGCCUUAUUCGACUAUUCAGACCAUUCCAGCAGCUUCUACUUCUGUUACUACAACAACUGAGGCUUCUGUGCCAAGCUCUCUGUCAACCUCGGUUACAAGCCAGGAGGUUUCUUCCAUCCCUGUGUCUUCAAAGUCCACAACGACCCAGAUUUAUGCACCUCCAGAUCAGGCAACCUCUCUGAUAGGUUCCUCGUCCUCUGAGACUAAAGAGUCUGGCUCGAAGACGCUUCCAUCCUCUGGUGUUACCACCAUGAAGACAACAGCCGAAGGUCGUCUUCCCACAUAUCUUCCUGCCUCCGACUGCGUCUGGAGUGUUUACUUGACUAUGGUGAAGUAUGUCACUUGCAGCACCGGCGUAGUCCCCGAGACAACAACUACUGCCACGUAUGUGACUGUUGAUGGUAGCGCUGUGACUUACGGUCCUCCAGUAAUUCAACUACCCAGCGGCUGUAUCGGUGGCUAUCAGGUAGACGCUAGCGGUCACAGAUAUCCUGUGGUGCAACCUACAAUGGGAUCUCAAGGCUACCCAUCAGGUGAGAAGAACCAUCCAUCUGUUCGACCUACACUGGCAUCACCAGGUGGCUCUCAGCCUAGCUCUGGAAACAGCCAGUAUCAUGUUCCUGCUCCAACUGCAGGAUCGCAGGGACCUCAUGUGCCAGAGCAAGGUAGCGAGAAGCCUUCUGUAUACCCGACGCAGGGAUCGCAGGGCAGCUCCCACGACAGCAAGGGCAAGCCACCUGUUUCCGGCCAGGACUCACCAAAGUCCAACGGUGGUGAGCCUCAUCGAACACUAGGUGAGACUGCUCCAACAGUCAUCUCAGCAUACCACACUGGUUCCCCAGCGUAUCCUUCUCUGGCAUCAUCUAUCCACCAGGGUCAGCACAACACUUCAAUGACCUUUACAGUCAAGACAGCUACCGCUGGAGGUGUAGGAGAACACAAGGCUAGCUCGUCAUCAUCUGCAGAGGCACCAUCUACACCAGUCAUUGCUUCAGGAUCAAACAAACAUCGGUCCAUGCUUUGGGCAUCAAUGGCUGGAGCGCUUGUGGCCUUGACCAUGCUGUCCGUAUAG